ACACAACGCAAAUUCCAACCCUAACUCUUGUCUCCGUUCUUAACGCCCAACGCCAGCGACCCUCGUCCCGUCAACAACCCCGUCAACUCCCAGGUCCCGCCUUUAAAACCUCAAGAUGACUCACGAGAGCGUUUGGUACAGCCGGCCCCGCAAGUACGGCAAGGGCUCCCGCGAAUGCCGUGUCUGCUCCCACCGCGCCGGUCUGAUCCGCAAGUACGGCAUGAACAUCUGCCGUCAGUGCUUCCGUGAGAAGUCCACCGACAUCGGUUUCACCAAGGUUCGUUUCAAUCCCACACUCGACAAUCCUAUCCGAUCCCAUUCGAAUGCCACGCAACCACAAUUCUUCGACAUGAAAAUUCAAUCAACAAUCGACAAAUCUGCCAAUGCUACCACCACACAUGCACAAUACAAAAACACAACACUAACCACAAGUUUUUCAACCUACAGUACCGCUAAGCGAUCAAAAAAACUGACUCCCUCCUCUCGAACCGUUCGCAUCCACGAAAUCCAUCUACGCACCCAGCUCGACUACGGUAGCGUCCAGUGGAGCAAUGUUUCAGACGAGCUCAAAAAUGGCGUCUUUGAUGUUUUU
Molecule: messenger RNA, 592 nt
Organism: Penicillium vulpinum
Lineage: Eukaryota; Fungi; Ascomycota; Eurotiomycetes; Eurotiales; Aspergillaceae
Product: 40S ribosomal uS14 domain-containing protein
Exons: 4
Biological process (GO): translation
Cellular component (GO): cytosolic small ribosomal subunit; ribosome
Molecular function (GO): zinc ion binding; RNA binding; structural constituent of ribosome
Source: RefSeq, a predicted model, not a curated record